Boleophthalmus pectinirostris (great blue-spotted mudskipper) is the source of this 5838-nucleotide messenger RNA. It is a transcript of the gene runx1, whose product is annotated as RUNX family transcription factor 1. The record is from RefSeq and is a predicted model, not a curated record. The transcript is spliced from 9 exons. The coding region runs from base 383 to 1834 and encodes 483 amino acids. Gene Ontology annotation, cellular component: nucleus. Lineage: Eukaryota; Metazoa; Chordata; Actinopteri; Gobiiformes; Gobiidae. Gene Ontology annotation, molecular function: RNA polymerase II cis-regulatory region sequence-specific DNA binding; DNA-binding transcription factor activity, RNA polymerase II-specific; ATP binding. Gene Ontology annotation, biological process: hemopoiesis; regulation of cell differentiation; regulation of transcription by RNA polymerase II.
CACACGCUAUUUGGAUUAGACGCGAGAGAAGCACCGAGCGGCCACUUCUGCUUAUAUCCCUGCUUUAUUUACGCAAAUUCUGGCUUGAAAGUUGCAUUGAAGUCAUUUUUCGAGUGUUUUGAACUGUUUCGUGGCUGUUUACCGUGAUUUUUCCCCCCUAUUUGGACUUAUAAGGAAACUAAACCAAAGCGCAAAGGAUAUUUUUGUGGUGCGUAAAAGUGAUCGUGGACCGCCGCAGCAUCUUCGUAAAGCGAUAUUACGGGACAUACAAGCGGGGCGACGUGCGAGGAGACGCUCGGACGCCAAAAGGAACACAUUACGUGACUUUUAAGCGGCGCGAGACCGACGGAGGUUGACGUGGAGUGAACGUUAUUACGCACAAAUGGUGUUUCUGUGGGACUCGAAAUACGACCCAGCCCCCGGGCGCCGCUACACUCCCCCCUCCACGACGCUCUCCUCUGGGGGAAAGAUGACUGAAGCUCUGCCUCUGGGAGCUCAGGAGCCUGGAGGAGGAAACGCUCAAGUGUCCAAGUACAGUAUGAGCGGCCGAGGAGUACUACAGGUGAUCUCGGACCACUCGGGGGAGCUGGUGAAGACGGACAGCCCGAACUUCCUGUGCUCAGUUCUGCCCACGCACUGGAGGUGUAACAAAACUCUGCCCAUCGCCUUCAAGGUGAUCGCGUUAGGAGAUAUUCCAGACGGGACUUUGGUGACAGUGAUGGCGGGAAACGACGAAAACUACUCCGCCGAACUCAGGAACGCUACGGCGGCCAUCAAGGGACAAGUGGCACGGUUUAACGAUUUGAGAUUCGUUGGGCGCAGUGGACGAGGUAAAAGCUUCACGUUGACCAUCACAGUUUUCACCAACCCUCCUCAAGUCGCCACGUAUCAGAGAGCCAUCAAGAUCACCGUGGACGGACCCCGCGAGCCCCGACGGCAUCGUCAGAAGCUGGACGAGGUCAAGCCGGGCUCGCUGGCGUUUUCCGAGCGUCUGACGGAGCUGGAGCAGCUGCGGCGAAGUUCGAUGAGAGUCACUCCUCCUCAUCACCACCACCACCACCACCACCCGCACCACCACCCUCAUCCUCACCAGCAGACGGCCAACAGCAGACCGACCGCCGCAGCUCUCAACGCCGCGCCUUUCUCCAGCCCCACGCACUCACAGAUCUCUGCAGACUCUAGACAGAUGCAGUCGUCUCCUUCCUGGUCCUACGACCAAUCAUAUCCAUACCUGGGACAGAUAACCACGCCCACUGUGCACUCGGCCAAUCCGCUGUCUCCGGGACGCUCCUCCCUCGACCUCUCGUCACGACUCACAGGUCCGGACUUGACGGCGUUCAGUGAUCCUCGCAUGACCAUCGAGCGCCCCUUCUCCUCCCUGCCCUCUCUCCCCGACUCGCGGUUUUCCGAUCCCCGCGUUCACUAUCCCGCCACCGCCGCCGCCUUCACCUACAGCUCCGCCCACAACACGGUCUCCAACGGCGCCCUGGGCAUCGGACGCUACCACACCUACCUGCCCCCGCCCUACUCCGCCAGCACCCCCCACCAGACCCAGAACGGACCCUUCCAGUCCACGUCGUCGCCCUAUCACCUCUACUACUCCACAGGUUCGUACCAGUUCUCCAUGAUGGCCGGAGACCGAACGGCCAACGGAGGUGAUUCGCGUUCCCCUCCCCGAAUCCUGCCGCCCUGCACCAACGCCUCCACAGGCUCCGCCCUCCUCCACCCCUCGCUGCCCAACCAGAACGAAGGCGUCGGCGUGGAGGUGGAGUCCAGCCACAGCUCCUCCCCUACCAACAUGGCCGCCGCCGAAGCCGUGUGGAGACCGUACUGAAAGACCAAAAAGACCAAAGACAGACACAGGAGCGGUCGAUAGUCGGGAAACUCCGGGGACAGUGGGCAAACGGUCACUGAACGAAGAAAUUUAAAUCUACGCGUUUUAUAUUUUGGAAAGUUAAAGCUGCGUUGUGUCUCUUUUCUGGUGGAGGCGUUAUUGCUUUGUCUGGAAUGUUUCACAGUACGGCAUUAAACCUUUCUAUCACCAUGGAGACCAAACCAGACCAAGUUACAGGUCAGAUCUGUGGAGAGGAGACCCCACUCAUAUUCAGUAUGUUUGUUUUUCUAGGUAUUUUUGAGCUAUAAAACCACCUGUAAUUGAAUAAAUGUAAAGUAGAGCUGUUUAAUGUCACACUGUGGAACAUUUCAGGCAGUGCAAUGACAUAUCUAUAGAAACACGCAACUGAAGGACCCCCAACCAAAAAGUUACGUAGUGCAGCUUUAAUUUUUCAAAGUAAAAUUGUAGCUCAAAAAUUACUUUUUACUUUGGACUAAUCUCCAGAUAUAUUUUAAACUAUUUUUAAAACAUAGAUUUUUAUUUUAUCAGUAAUGUAUGAAAUUAUAAAACAACACAUGAAAAAAUAAUUAAUUAAAUAAUUAAAAAGGCAAAAAGGAAUAAAAUAAAAUACAGUUUAUCCAAUCCAAUUUUAUUUAUAUAUGACAGUUUCUAAAGUUAUUACAAUAAAAGACAGUAAAUCAUAAUUUAUUUUUAUUUUUUUUAAGUGUUAAAGUGCAUAGAGCUAAAAAUGAUAAAUAAAUAAUGUCACAGUGUAUGGCAUUAAAGUUAUUUUGUGUUUACUCAAUAACAAAAUCAUCUCAAAUCUUAAAAAAAACAUGUAUUCUUACUGUAAGCAAGGCCGCCACUUCACAGAUCUGACUCGACGCAAAGUAAUAACGAGCAGAAAAGUUCCGCACUGCGCUUUUAAACAACUUUAGAGCUUUAAGAAGUUCGAGAAUCCUUUGCUCACUUUCUCAGGUUGUUGCUUUGACCCGUUUUUCCAUCCUACUGAUACAGACAUUUAAAAUAUAAAAAAAGGACUUAUCGAAAAAAAAAAAAAAAAGAAGAAGAUGACAUUUAAACCAGGAAAUGAACUGAGUUAUAGUUUUACACUGACGAUGUACAGCAUGCGUUGGCACUGGGCUGAAAACCUUUGUAAAUUAUCUUGUGUCGUCUCCUUGUUAUUGUGAAUAGAUGCCAAAAAAUGUGAUGAUCUGACGUUUUAAUCUCACCAAACAAACUACGAAGCAAGUCAGCAUUAUUUCACGUUUUCAUAUUUUUGUUCCUACAUAGUAAUUUGCUAAAAAACCUUGUCAUUCUCUUGUUUUUGCUACUUAUUUAUUGAGCUACUGUGAUGCAAAAUAGCCACUAAAUUUCAGUAGAAUACAAUAAAAUUUUAGAUUCAUAUUUAAGAUAUAUUAAAGCUACUAUCCGUAAUUAGAUUGGCUGAACCGCACUAUGUCGUUGCACUAUGUUAAUGUUCAUUUUUUUGUGUUUCGCUGUUUUAAAACUUUAAUCCCAAAACUGUUUAAAUUAAGGGUCCAUUAUUACGCAAAAUUUACUCUUGUGAGCUUUAAAUCAUGUUAUAAUGUUGUUAUCUCCUCAAAAACAGACCUGGACUUGUGUUUUGUUUCAUUCACAUGUUUGAGUAAUCCUUUAUUAGUCUGUCUACAUCUCCAAAGCUCAAAAUGUUCUGUUCCACCUUGUGAUGUCAUGAAGUGGUAGUUUUCAAGAUAGAGAUUGACAGUUCCAGGGCUGAAAUCAUCUAAAUGACUCUAGUGAAUGGAGUUUUAAAGGGCCCAUCUCGAGCAAAAUCGACUUUUCAGAGCUUUCUACCUUGUAAGACUGAUGGUUUUUUUAACAAAUUGCAGUGUAUUUCUGCCACCCUCCCACUUGACAAUGAACUAAAGCUGCUAUAACAAUGACACGGCAGAUACACCUGUGAUGCAUUUGACGUAGCAGAAAACGCUUCGCCUCUGCCCGACUCCACCCUGAUUGCAGUGAACACGAUAUAAUAAGUUUAUCUACUAGCGUUUAUUAAUACUUUACACAUCAGUAAUGUUCAGCUGAUGUUGAGGAGGUGCUUGAGCUUCAUGCACCUCAAAGUCCUCGUCCGAUUCCAGGUCCAACACAUGCGGCUGAACGCGCUGUAUCUCCAUGAUGAAUAAAAGUUUAUUCCUGCCACUAUCAGGGUGCACGCCUGUCUCCCCCUCCCUCCCUGAGAUGGGCGGAGGAAGGGCGGCUCACUCAGAGCCUACGUCACGUUUGGAGGGCGGAGCCUGUGCUUUCUCAGGACGGGCGGGGGGAGGAGCAAUAGUCGUAAGAUUUCAUAACUAUUGUGUAAUGGAUGUUCCAAAACCCAAAUUGUGCUUGUUUAUGUGCAGAAGAUACAAUGUCAAAAGAGUUAUUUUGCAUGAGAUGGGCCCUUUAAAACACAGUCCUGUAUUACCGUAUUUUUUGGACUAUAAGGUGCACCGGAUUAUAAAGUGCAAUAUCAAUAAUGCUGAACUCUCUCGUCUAUUUUCAUACAUAAGAAGCACCGGACUAUAAGGCGCAUUAAACAAAACAAACGGACAACACUUGAGACUGAUCCUUAGCUCAGGCGUCCAUGAUCCAUUGGGAGAUCGUGGCGUAAUUCACCCGCCGUUUCCUCCCUGUCUCGGUGAAGUAUGUGUAUUAUGAAUGUGACUGUGGGUGGAUCAUUUGUUUGUUUUUUGUUUCCUACAAAGACUGAAAUAUUAGCUAGGCUGGUGCCACCUAGUGCCUCCACUCAGUUUCAUUUCUUUCCAGUGACUAGGUCAAGAAUCAGAAUACACUAGACGGUUUCCAAAAACCCCGGAACCAGCCAAUCAGCAAAGAGACAUACAUUCUGUGUUUCCAACGAUUCCCGAGAUCGAGGAUUUAAAGCCGGAACGAAGAGAAUGUUUGGUGAAUUUUAUCAAGGGGAAAGACGUUAUUGUCCUUAUUCAUACAGGAUUUGGGAAAAGCCAAGGGAUAUACCAAUUAGCCCUGUGAGCAGCGCAUUACAUACGUCACGACCAAAUAACAGCGCCUACCGUCGAGCGAACAAAUCCUAAUGCUGCGAGGUCAGACGGUUUCCACGAGGUGAAACUGCCUGAUGAAUCAGACUACUCAAAUAUAAAUUGAGUAAUGUGUUUAAUGCAGCUUUGAGCACAUUUGUUUACAUUUUACAGAAACAAAACUUAAAACCAUGUGGCUCAUUUGCAUAAACUGUGAGCGCUGAAAAAAAUGUGAUUUUGACAGAUUUUUGAGCACUGUGUACCACGUAAAACUGGUUCGAGGUCAGUAAGCACAACCAGAAUUAAGACAUAAGUUGCACCAUCGAUUUUUGAGAAAACAAAGGAUUUUAAGUGCUCCUUAUAGUCCAAAAAAUUCCACAUGACAUCACAAGGUGGAACAGAGUGUUUUCAGUUUCUUCUAAUGCCUAAAUAUGCAGGAUUUGUCUGUUAAACUUUUGUGAAUGAAACAAAAAAACACAACUCCAGGUCUGUUUGUGACGAGGAAAAAACAUUAUAACAGCUCAGAAAAUAGCGUAAUAUGGGCCCUUUAAUAUGUUUGUGCCAAUUAUUCAAAUCUAAUCUUUAUUUAAAAUGUAAAACCAAAAACAUUAUGUACUGAAAAUAAAUAUACUUUUACAAUUACUGAACUUUCAUGGACUUUAAAACCAAAAUGUCAGGUAGUCAUGGUAACUGUAUCCAGCUUUAUGGAGUAUAUUAAAACCAGAUGAUGUUGUUAAAUUAUUAUCAAGUCUUUGUUUCCAAAUUAUACUGCUGCAUGUGCAUUUCUCGCUGGUUUUGUCUGUAAAUAUUCUGUGCAUUUUGAUUGUUAAACUUUUGUUGUUGUUGUUGUUUUGGAGAUUUCUCACGGUUUGAUUUUUGUUUCUAUAAAUAUUCUUAUAAAACGCAGGCUUCUGUGGUUUGCUGUUGGGUGGUCCACUUCCUGAAACAGCCAAUAAAAGUCUGAAAGUAAAACUGAAGCCAAAA